This is a messenger RNA of Trichosurus vulpecula (common brushtail), 4033 nucleotides long. RefSeq names its product solute carrier family 6 member 17 (gene SLC6A17). The record is from RefSeq and is a predicted model, not a curated record. The coding region runs from base 3 to 2186 and encodes 727 amino acids. The transcript is spliced from 11 exons. Gene Ontology annotation, cellular component: synaptic vesicle; plasma membrane. Gene Ontology annotation, biological process: sodium ion transmembrane transport; glycine transport; proline transport. Lineage: Eukaryota; Metazoa; Chordata; Mammalia; Diprotodontia; Phalangeridae.
CAAUGCCGAAGAACAGCAAAGUCACGCAGCGGGAGCACAGUAAUGAGCAUGUCACUGAGUCUGUGGCUGACCUGCUGGCUCAUGAGGAGCCAGUGGACUAUAAGCACAGUGUCCUGAAUAUGGCCGGAGAGACCCAGGACAAACAGAAGGAUGUGGAGGAAGACCUGGAGGCUGAGGAUCGGCCUGCUUGGAACAGUAAACUACAGUACAUCCUGGCACAGAUUGGCUUCUCGGUGGGCCUGGGCAAUGUCUGGAGAUUUCCAUACUUAUGCCAGAAAAAUGGCGGAGGUGCUUACCUCGUGCCCUACCUGGUGCUGCUGAUCAUCAUUGGGAUCCCACUCUUCUUCUUAGAACUGGCUGUGGGCCAGAGGAUACGCCGGGGCAGCAUUGGAGUAUGGCACUAUGUAUGCCCUCGGCUUGGUGGCAUUGGCUUCUCCAGUUGCAUUGUCUGCAUCUUUGUUGGGUUGUAUUACAAUGUGAUCAUCGCCUGGAGUAUAUUUUAUUUCUUCAAAUCCUUCCAGUAUCCGUUGCCCUGGAGUGAGUGUCCUGUCAUUAGGAAUGGAACUACUGUAGUGGUGGAGGAAGAGUGUGACAAGAGUUCAGCUACCACUUACUUCUGGUACCGAGAGGCUCUGGACAUCUCUAACUCCAUCUCAGAGAGUGGGGGGCUCAACUGGAAGAUGACCCUCAGCCUCCUUGUGGCUUGGAGCAUUGUGGGGAUGGCUGUGGUCAAGGGCAUUCAGUCUUCAGGAAAGGUGAUGUAUUUCAGCUCCCUUUUCCCCUAUGUGGUGCUGGCCUGCUUCCUGGUCCGGGGGCUGCUGCUACGGGGAGCUGUGGAUGGGAUCCUGCAUAUGUUUACUCCCAAGCUAGACAAGAUGCUGGACCCCCAGGUGUGGCGGGAGGCGGCCACUCAGGUCUUCUUUGCCUUGGGGUUGGGCUUUGGGGGCGUCAUUGCCUUCUCCAGCUAUAACAAACAGGAUAACAACUGCCACUUUGAUGCUGCCCUUGUGUCCUUCAUCAAUUUCUUCACCUCGGUGCUGGCCACCCUGGUCGUUUUUGCUGUGCUGGGCUUCAAGGCCAACAUCAUGAAUGAAAAGUGUGUUGUCGAGAAUGCCGAGAAGAUCCUUGGGUACCUGAACACCAAUGUCCUGAGUCAUGACCUCAUCCCACCCCAUGUCAACUUCUCCCACCUGACUGCCCAUGACUACAGUGAGAUGUACAAAGUCAUCAUGACUGUCAAGGAAGACCGAUUCCAGGAGCUGGGCCUGGACCCCUGUCUUCUGGAAGAUGAACUCAAUAAGUCUGUGCAGGGGACAGGCCUGGCUUUCAUUGCCUUCACUGAGGCCAUGACCCACUUCCCAGCCUCUCCCUUCUGGUCUGUCAUGUUCUUCCUUAUGCUGAUCAACCUGGGCCUGGGCAGCAUGAUCGGGACCAUGGCUGGGAUCACCACACCCAUCAUUGAUACCUUCAAGGUGCCAAAGGAAAUGUUCACAGUCGGAUGCUGCAUCGUUGCAUUUUUUGUGGGACUCCUGUUUGUCCAGCGCUCUGGGAACUACUUUGUCACCAUGUUUGAUGACUACUCAGCCACUCUGCCCCUCACUAUCAUUGUCAUCCUAGAAAACAUCGCUGUAUCCUGGAUUUAUGGGACCAAGAAGUUCAUGCAGGAGCUGACAGAGAUGCUGGGCUUCCGACCCUACCAAUUCUAUUUCUACAUGUGGAAAUAUGUGUCCCCCCUGUGCAUGGCCAUUCUCACCACUGCCAGCAUUAUCCAGCUGGGUGUUACCCCACCAGGCUAUAGUGCCUGGAUCAAGGAGGAGGCUGCAGAACGGUACCUCUAUUUCCCCAACUGGGCCAUGGCCAUCCUGAUCACUCUCAUUGUUCUGGCCAUUCUGCCCAUCCCUGUGGUCUUCAUCCUCCGCCAGUUCCACCUGCUGUCAGAUGGCUCCAAUACCCUGUCUGUGUCUUACAAGAAGGGCCGGAUGAUGAAGGACAUCUCCAACUUGGAGGAAAACGAUGAAACCCGCUUCAUCCUGAGCAAGAUGCCCAGCGAGACUCCCUCUCCGAUGCCCACCCAUCGCUCCUACCUUGGCCCAGGAAGUACAUCCCCCCUGGAGAUGAGUAGUGCCCCGAAUGGACGCUAUGGGAGUGGAUACCUGCUGGCCAGCACCCCUGAAUCUGAGCUGUGACCACUGUCACUCUACUUCUCACCCUCCUUCCCUCACCUGCCUCUCUGGUCUACCCUCCUACUGCCCAUAUUCCUGAUUGGUGGUGGUACCAUUCCCAGUUCAACUGGCCACUGGAUUCUCAGAGCCACCACCUUGCCUCUUAGAAUCAUUCCUGGAACCUUGCUUGGUGUAAGGAACAAGGGGUUGGGAACAUGUUCCCUUCCCCACUCUCCCCAUCUUUGCCUAUCUCUCUAACUCCAUCUGGCCCCCUUCAUUCCCUCUAGCCAAAUUACAAUCCCUAGGAGGUGCCAUCCCAAUAGUUUAGGUGCUGUGGUGGCUGUGUCAGAGAUGACUCAGGAAUCUGGAUUCCCAGCCCAGCAGCUCUUCCAGGUGAAUCCUGAGGCAUCCCUUUCCCAGUUUUUGGCCACCUAUGGUUGUCUCUCUCCUUUGGUGUUUUCUUGCUCCUUAUCUGGACAGAGUUUGAUGAGGCAGUGACUCCAUUAAGACCCGAGGUUCCUUUCUUGGGACCAGCAGGUUACACUGUUGAUGAUCUGGGGGGAUGCUCCCCAAUAGGCACAAGCCAUGGGGUGGGCUAAAAGUCUGUCUUUAGGCCUAGUACUUGGCAACCACUGGGAGGCCUCCAAGGGUCUCUGUUCUAUGAGAGAGACUGGGGAAAUGGCCUCUGGAGUCUCAGGUAGUUGGUGCCUGAUCCUGGUGGGGAGAGGGAGGGAGUGGGGAUUGAUGAUUAAUGGACUUCAAUGCUGUGUCUAAGAUCCAGAUGCAAUGUUCAUGCCACUGCCCUAAGGUCUCACUCAGGGACCAGUAUAAGGUCUCCCCUUAGCUGUGGGAGAGAAGAUGGAAGGUAAACUGUUAUAGGAAGCUGCUUUUACCAUAUGUGUAUAUACAUGAACACAUCUGUUCUGCCAUCUGUCUCCUCAUGUCUGUGAGAAUAACCCUGACUGAGGCCAGGUCAGGGUCUCAGCUUGGGAUGCUUUGCUUAGCCCUGUGAUGUAUGGCUGUUAGCUCUGAGUUGAGCCUGAGGGCAGUGGCCGCUGAUUCUCUCCAGUUCUGGGAGCAAGGACAAUUGGGAGUGAGGUGAGGUGGGGGCAGAGGGCUGCUCCCAAACUUGUUUUCAGAAGCACACAAUUUCCCCCUCUCCUACCCUUCCCACCCCAUUGUUCCAGGCGGGGGACAGUCCUUCUCUCCACUGGCAGCUACUCCCUCCAGAGCAGGAGGGCCCUGGGAUGUGAGGGAUUCUCUGUGCUCUUAGGAGUGUAGGGGGUCUCUGGCCCGGGAUCUGCCUUGCCCAUGGUUGAUUUAUUAGGCACAAGGUGGAGAAGUCCUAGGUUCUGGGGUAAAGAGUUUCAAUUCACUGCCUCCUCAGCCCUGGUGGCUACUCCCACCCUGCACAAUCCCUGUGGCAACUCCCUGCAGUGAUCGCCACCCCCCCCCACUCCCACCCUACCCCCAUCACUCCACUGUCACCAGCCUCCUCUCAACCUCUCACAGAACUCCUCCCCUCUUCCUCCUCUGCUCCCCUUUCCUACUUUAGAACCACUCCCAAGCCUCUCAGGUCCCAUCUUAUGGGGAACUUAACAGAACCCUGCUGCUUCAGGGGACCGUGGACCCUGCCCUGAUGAGUCACUGAAUGAGUGAGUUCCUUUAGAUCAGUGACUCAGAAAACAGAACUCACACUCAGUUCCCCUGACAACUCAUCUGGGAUUCUUUUUGCAACAUCAUGCCCAGUAUUCUCAUCCAGACUCGCCUGGUUGAGGGCUAGCUGCCCCCAGGAGGAGUCAGGAUUUCUGAGCACAAACAUAGACGCACAGGACCUGCGUUCCAAAUCCUGAUUCUGAGGCUUGCUACCC